Molecule: messenger RNA, 3931 nt
Organism: Trametes versicolor FP-101664 SS1
Lineage: Eukaryota; Fungi; Basidiomycota; Agaricomycetes; Polyporales; Polyporaceae
Exons: 15
Coding region: 1-1395 (464 amino acids)
Biological process (GO): proteolysis
Molecular function (GO): metallocarboxypeptidase activity; zinc ion binding
Source: RefSeq, a predicted model, not a curated record
AUGCUCUGGCGCUCGCUCGUAUUCGUGUCGUGUGCAAGCUUCGUCUACUCAUCCUCGUCGUCUGCGAAUGAACAGCAGCUUUUCGUAACCCCCAGUGGUCCCAGCCAAGGUGUCCUCAAACGAUACGCCUUCCCGCGGCUCCAGGGCUUGCGCCCAGAGGACCUACUCGAACAGGCAGAGGCUUCAGAUGCCACCAUAUGGGCUGUAGGGCCAUCUCAUGUGGACGUUGUCUUCCAGAGUCCUGGGCAGCGAUGGGACCUCCCCUACUCGGAAGUAGGCUCGCUAUCGCUUAACAGCCUGGAAGACCUGCACCGCUAUACUGGUCAAUGGGACCUCGGGUCCCUGUCGAACUCGACGUACCACUCUGUCUACCACCCUCUAUACGAGAUAGAGGGCUUCGUCGAAACGGUCGCGCGCACACACCCACACCUCGUCCAGCUCGUAAACCUAGGACACUCUGCCGAAGGCAGAGAAAUGACCGCGAUGCGCAUAUCCAGGGGCGACGACGCACUACGAAAGACCUCUAGGAAAGAGAAAGUCGGGUUCGUCCUUACGGGCGCCCAGCACGCUCGCGAGUGGAUAGCGACAUCAACGGCGCUGUACCUCACACAUGCCCUGCUUGCCGAUGAAGCCGAGGACUUCGGCCUGUCUUCUUGGCUGGAUUACUUCGACUUCUAUAUCAUUCCGGUACCCAACCCGGAUGGCUAUGUCCACACCUGGAAUCAAGACCGACUUUGGUACAAAAACAGGCAGAUCGUCGGCCCGGCCGAGAAGUGCGUAGGAGUCGAUAUGAACAGGAAUUGGGGCCACAAGUGGAAGUCAAAAUCCCAUCUACCCUCGCUCACCGGAGACGCCAACGUGACGUCGUCCAACAAGCAACGGGAGGCCGACCCCUGCUCGCCGUGGUACCCGGGACACCGCCCGUUCGAGGCCCCAGAAGUGAAUAACAUCGCGAAUUUCAUCACGACUCUACCUUCACUCAAGGCCUACGUCGACCUCCGGAGCUACGGACAAAUGCUGUCGACGCCGUAUUCGUUCUCGUGCAAGAAGUACCCGAAGGACGCGGAGGACCUGCUGGAGGCCGCGCUCGGUGCUGCCCACGCGAUCAAGCAAAUUCAUGGCACUCCGUUCACCACCGGCAGCCUUUGCGAGCAGCUGUAUAAAGCGUCCGGGAACGUCGUCGACUACAUGUACGCCAAGGCGGGCAUUAAGUUUUCUUACUCCGUCCAUCUGCGCGACACCGGCACGUACGGCUUUUCCCUCCCCGCGCAGUGGAUCAGGCCGGUUGGCGAGGAGACGUCGAGCAUGAUUCAUUUCCUCGCGGGCUUCAUCUCUGGCCGCAACAAGAAAGGUCGCCAGUGUAACAUCGUAUGUUCAGUCUGGUCGUGUCUGUGAAGAGUCCUGCUUCCGAUAUCUUCCGAGCGUGCGUAUGUACGAAUAUAACCUGCGGAGUCCACACACAUACUUGGUUUGAAAGGUGCGCCACGAUGAGUGCGAAGCAGGCUCGUCCAGAGAUACGUCCGCAGAGAAAGAGGGGUGUUGGUAUAUUGAGACUGUACAACUGGCGCGAUCUAUGCGCGAACACAGCACGUAUGGACAAGGAUGGAGGCCGGGGAUGGGGGAUGGGAGAGGAUGAGUAUAUGCGAGGGCUAAUAAUGCAACAGGUGCGGGGCGGGGGCCCGUCCGAACGUCCGUGGAAAUAGUAGAUGCAUGCUACAUAGUUAGAGAAGAUAAUCACAGAAAAGCAGCGGGGCGUGUCCGUGCGCGGGCGUCGUGUGCGCACAGCAGCAGCGGCCCCGCGUGUCGUCGUCGUCGUAGCGUCAGAGAGACAUCAUUCAUGAGAACUCGCGCCCUAGCGCGCUCCGCCGCCGCUCGUCGCUGGAGUUGAUCUCGGGGUCCAUGCGUCCAAUAACCUCCUCUGACGCGAUACUGAACCCGCUCCGCACGCUCCCAGUCGACCCCAUCCGUGGGCGCACGUAGUUCGGCGGGAGCCCCAUUCCGUCCGGCAGUGCUGAUAGCACACCUGCGCGCGGGCCUUCCAACGGACCAUCGCGCCGCGCACUCCCCGUAUACGCAAUGGGGUCGAGCGGCGCGCGACGGGAACUCGAACUCCGCUCCGCCGUAGUCGACACCGGGCUCCUGCUGCCGCUCGACUUGCGCGGACCGAAGACCUGCAGGGACUCGAGGAAGUUCUCGUUCAUCUCGCGGAGGCGUUCGUCAACGUCGCCCUCCGUCGCGAGCAUCGGGAACGGCGUGGACACCGUGCGCGCACGUGUGGGGGCAAGAGGGGCAACCUCGCGGUCGCUCGACUCGGACUCCUCGCGGAUGGUGUGCUCGCGCCCGUGGCGUGGGGGGCUCGGCGCGGGCGAGUCGUCGCGCCUAGAGAGUGGCUUGCGCGCGUCGAUGUCCUGCACGAACGUCGAGAUGUCGUCAUCGUCCGUGUGUGUACUCAAGUAUGACGUGCCCGGGACCUUCUCCAGCUCCUUGAUUGCGCCUCCCCUAGGACUGCUUCGCGGACUGGCCUCCCGACUAAGAGGUGUCCCGGGCGGGCGACUAAAGCUACUUGUGUACCUGCGGCCUUGCUGUCUAGGUGAGCCUUGCAGGCCCCCUGAGGCGGGGCUGGCAGGCACGCCCUCCCCUGAGGCUGGUGAUCGCCCCGAACCCAGGCUCGACGGCGCGAAGGUCGGAGACGGUCGGAAGGGAGUGACAGGGGAAGAUGCGAAGUUGCUCCCAGCACCUAUGGGCGACGGGGGCACGCGGGAUGCCGUGGGUGACUGCGCUGGACGCGACGGAAGUGACGGGCCGGCCAUUGAGAGCGGAGACUGCUGCCGCAGGGACGGUGACGGCGAGUGAAGAGAAGGUGAACCGGAUGAGAUUGUAGACGACUUGAACGCGUUCACCGACGUGAUUGGCGUGCGGCGGAUCGGUACACCUCCGGCGGUCGCGCCAUCCUGCGAGCUUCUACCAUGCAAGCUCUCGCGUCGAACGCGAGCAGCGAGUGCGGACACAUCCUCACGCGACCCUAAAGAGGCCGCACCCUGCCUGGAUGAAGACGAGUCUGACACACCGGACGUGCCCAUGCCCGCUCCAGAUAGAUUGCGUGUGACUGGGAGCGCGAUGUUGCCCAGCCGCGGGCUUCCGCUUGGGCUUCCUCGAAUACCUUGCGUCGAGGAAAAUGAUGUCGUCCGGGUAUGUGUAGACGGCGGAAUGACAAAACGUUCCGCGACUGAUCGCGGUGGUGAACGAGGGAGUGAAGUGCGCAGGGCUAAGCUCCCGGGCGAGCCCGAUAUGCUGUCGCGCUGCUGGUUCUUCACCAGGGUCGGCGUGAAGUCUGGGCCCUCUGAAAGGAACCGCGAGGACAGUAGCGACUCCUUCGUGUCUAGCUGAAAGUUGGGGUGUAGCAAAUAUGUCGCUGAGAUUCCCAGUUCGCCCAUGGGGUGCGUGAUAGGGGGCAGUACAUGCCUCUCCCUCUUCAGUACUGAUGCCACAGACGCGGGGGUGGUAUCGAAGGUCAUAAUUUCAUCAGGCCGAAUGCUUCCAUCGACGCUGUCCACACGUAGACGAAUACUGAAGUUCCCAUUGCGGUUGCCGCCCACCCGCCUGCGCAGCCGACGCGCGAGCUUCCAGGCGGGCAGCACACGGAGCAGCGUGAAUAUGCUCCGGAAGAGCGGGAUGCCGUGCUUGUAUAUGGUCGACGGCGCGACGUCCGUGCGAUCGUCGCUGUAAUGGGAUCCGGCGCGGUUCGGGGCGAACUCGAGGUCCCAAGCCUCGAGCACGAUGAAGCGCGGGGUAGGGUCGAUGCGCACGCGCGACGAGUCGGGGGCGGUGUAGACGAGAACUUGGUUGGUAGCUAACUCGGGGAUACAUAGGAGGACUUGGAGCUGGAAGAGGGGGACGGAGGGCGAGGUCGAGAUAGAGCGAUAGAUACGGG